AGGUAUUUAUUUUUCUCUAUGUACAAUUUUAUAAAAUGUGGUAACAGGACCAAAAUAUUGAAGCAAUAAGCAACCUUGAGUGUUGAGAGUUGAGACGUAAUGAUGUAAAGAUAUAUUUUAUAUUAUUAACAGCUUUUUCUAUAACAUCAAUUAUAUAAUAACAUUAUAAUCCUUAGUUCAACGGUGAAUAUCUAUCGGGACAAACAAAUCUGAAACAGUUAAUUAAAAAUGUCUCUUCCUAAUAGUGUAAGGCUAGUCACUUUUGAUGCAACAAACACAUUGCUUAAUUUUCGUGUGCCCCCUUGGGAAUAUUAUGCACUUGUUGCAAAAAACUAUGGCUAUAAGGGAACAGCGGACAAUUUAAAACCUAAAAUGAAAUAUAGUUAUAGCAAAAUGGACAAAGAGUAUCCAAACUUUGGCAAAGAUUCUAUUUCUUGGUACAAAUGGUGGAGCCAGGUUAUUAAGAUGACUUUAGUGGAUGAUUUACCUGAUAGUAAAAAGCUUAGUGAGAUUGCUGACGUUCUCAUUAAUGACUUUAAAACUGUAAAAUGUUGGCGUUUAGCUGAUGGCAGUGAAAACAUAUUAAAUCUGUUACAAAAAUCUGGAACUGAUAUAGGUGUUAUAUCCAACUUUGAUCCCAGACUUCAUGAUAUACUCAAGAAUAUGGGACUACAUGGAUCAUUUAAAUUUGUACUCACAUCAUAUGAAGUUGGUAUUAGUAAACCGGACAAAGGAAUAUUUGAGCUGGCCCAAAAUCAUUGUGGAAAAAUGAUAAAACCUGAGCACUGUGUACACAUUGGUGAUGAUUUCCGUAAAGACUAUAAGGGAGCUAAGGAUGCUAAGUGGCAUUCAAUACUUAUCAAUGAAAAGUAUGACAUGAAACAUGUUAAUCCAAAACAUGUGUUCAAAAAUAUUGAAUUACUCCACAAAGAACUGCUUCAAAUAAAGAGUAGGAGUAGCAACAACAAGUAGCCAUGGUCCAUGGAUAAUAGUUUAGAGAGUAGUCAUCAUAUUCUCUUUUUGGCCAUUUUAUACAACAAAUCAUUAGGUACCUAAUUCAACAUAUUAUUAUAUCAACAAAUCAUUAAUGUUCAUUAGCCCAAGUACAUGCAAUUUUAAUAUUAUGGAUUUAUUAAAUUUCAAUUAUUAAACAUUUUAGACAUUUGUACAUAGUGAUAAAAACUUAUUGUUAUUGUAUGUGAAUAUAUCUUCAUGCUUUCUCUUUACAACAUUAUAUUGUAGUAUAGGAAAAUCAUUUUAUUAAAAGAAAGGUCUACAGUCUAAAGGUCUACAGGAACACUGAAGUGUGAAAAAAACACAUUAUUGGUAGGCACCACUCAAAAAUGGUUUUACUGUAUUGUAAAUAAGAUAUAAGUAAUAUAAUAUUUAAGUGUAAUUUAUUUUAUGUUGAUGUAUGGUACCCAUCUGUAA
Aricia agestis (brown argus) is the source of this 1431-nucleotide messenger RNA. Its product is annotated as rhythmically expressed gene 2 protein-like. NCBI's taxonomy places the organism in Eukaryota, Metazoa, Arthropoda, Insecta, Lepidoptera, Lycaenidae. The record is from RefSeq and is a predicted model, not a curated record. The transcript has 2 exons. Bases 229 to 972 code for a protein of 247 amino acids.